AGCAGCAGCAGCUGCACCCGCCCGACCCGCCCUGGCCCUGGCCGUCUGCCAUUUGUUUACAUCGGGCUAUUCACCUGACGAGCAGGUACCCGGGGUUGCUGGGGGCGCUACUCGCGGGGGAGGUGGGCGCUGGACGCCAUGUGAAGCCCAGUGGCCAUGGCCCCGUCUCCGUCUGCGAGCAAGAUGACGUUCAGGAGGAGACUCAAAUUAUGCGCCAGGCUGGCGCUCCUAGCCUUCGUCUUCUCCGUCGCCCGACCACCGAGCGUGGAUGGCAUGAAGCAGAUUGAGGCCAACCCCGACGCCAAGCGACUCUACGACGAUCUGCUCAGCCACUACAACAGACUCAUCAGGCCCGUGGUCAACAACACCGAGACCCUCACCGUCCACCUAGGGCUUAGGCUAUCGCAGCUCAUCGAAGUGAAUAUGAAAAAUCAAGUCAUGACAACCAACCUUUGGGUCGAACAGAAAUGGGUCGAUUACAAACUACGGUGGAACCCAGACCAUUAUGGAGGAGUUGAAGAACUGUACGUGCCAUCUGAACACAUCUGGCUCCCCGACAUAGUCCUGUACAACAACGCCGACGGAAACUACGAGGUGACGCUCAUGACCAAGGCAACCGUCAAGUACACCGGCGAGGUGUACUGGAAGCCACCCGCCAUCUACAAGUCGUCGUGCAAGAUAAACGUGCUCUAUUUCCCUUUCGAUGAGCAGAGCUGCGACAUGAAGUUCGGGUCCUGGACCUACAAUGGAUUCCAGGUUGACCUGAAGCACAUCGAUCAGGACACGGGCAGCAACCUGGUGCACAACGGCAUCAACCUCAAGGAGUUCUACCUGUCGGUGGAGUGGGACAUCCUGGACGCGCCCGCGCGCCGCAACGAGGAGUACGAGCCGUCGACCUGCUGCGCCAACAACGACACCACCUGCUGCGUGCCUUUCUCAGACAUCACAUUCAACUUGACGCUUCGGCGCAAGACCCUGUUCUACACCAUCAACCUGAUCGUGCCCUGCGUGGGCAUCACCUUCCUUACCGUCCUCGUCUUCUACCUUCCCUCCGCGUCUGGCGAAAAGGUGUCGCUGUGUAUCUCCAUCCUGCUCUCGCUCACUGUGUUCUUCCUGCUGCUCGCCGAGAUUAUCCCGCCCACCUCGCUCGCCGUGCCGCUGCUCGGCAAGUACCUGCUCUUCACCAUGAUCCUCGUCACGCUCUCCAUCUUCGUGACCGUGUGCGUGCUGAACGUGCACUUCAGGUCGCCGUCGACGCACCGCAUGUCGCCGUGGGUGCAGCGCGUGUUCCUGGACGUGAUGCCCCGCUUCCUGCUCAUGCGGCGGCCGCCCUACUCGUCCCGCGAGCCGUUCAUCGAGGACCAGUACGCGGACAACGGCUACACCAACGAGAUGGACUGCUUCAGGGACAGCGUGAGCGACCCGUUCUCGCCGGACUUCAAAUCCUCGGGCUUCGAGUCCGGGACUGGCUUACUGCAGCAGCAGCCGCACUCCGCGGGCUACAGCCCCGUGCUGGAUAGGUGCGGCGGCGGAGGAGAGCCGUGGGACCACCACCCCGACCUCAGCCCUUUCACAGUCACAGACUCGGACAACAUCCUCCCCCGCACCAUGUCGCCGGACCUGCUGUCAGCGCUGCAGGGCGUCAGCUUCAUCGCGCAGCACAUCAAGGACGCCGACAAGGACAACGAGGUGGUGGAGGACUGGAAGUACAUCUCGAUGGUGCUGGACCGCCUGUUCCUCAUCAUCUUCACGCUGGCCUGCGUCGGCGGCACGGUGGGCAUCAUCUUCCAGGCGCCCUCGCUGUACGACACGCGCAUCCCCAUCGACGCGCAGCAGUCCAGCAUCCCGCUGCGCAAGCACUACUUCCAGGUGCCGGAGGACGCGCCGCGCCCGCCCACCCUGCCGCCCUCCUCGGAGUGAGCCGUCACCCGGCGACCGGGGUUAGCUUACGGACGAUCACCGUCGAAGAGUUCAAACUCAUCAUCAUCGUCACUAUUAUUUGGCGCGGCCAGAGUUUUUGUGGAGCCGAGUCAUUUCGGGUUUCGGAAGGAGACGAAAGGGCGCGCGGCGCUCCCGCCUGAUGCCGCCCGGGCGUUUUUGUUUGUUUCCGGAGGCGUACGAAAGUAAUUUUCCAAGGAGCACAAGGGGCAGAGCAAUAUUCGUUUUCGAAACUUAAAUGUGACUGUGUGCAGGGGGUGGAAGGCUGUUUGUGUCAGUAAUGGUAAAGGUCGGGAGAGGGAUGAGAGAGGGAGGGGAGGGGGGGAAGAGAGGGGUAGUGUCGAGAGUAAUAGUGAGGGGAGAAAAAGAGGAUUGAAGAAAGUUAAAAGCAUCCGCAAAGUUGAAGUGAUAAUGAAGGGCGGGGCAGUGUGUGUGUGUGUGUGUGUGAGAGAGAGAGAGAGAGAGAGAGAGAGAGAGAGAGAGAGAAAGGGGGGGGAAGUGUUGGGGAGUGGGAAGUGAGAGGGAAAGUUUGUGAUGGUCAGCCCAUCAUCCCGUUAGCUUGUGCGACGCGUGCCACGAGCUGGAAUCUACAGAUAACAGCGAUAGCGGGGGGCGGGGGGCAUGGCGCUCUGCCGAGCCGAGCGCGCUCUGAGCCGAGCCAGCCGAGCCGAGCCGAGCUCAGCUGAGCCGGCGAGCCGUGGUUGAUGCAGGCUUGUGCGAACCAGAUGCAAUGUAGAUGAGCCGAUUACACAAUUUGCGGAAAUAAAGAGGGAGUCUUCC
This is a messenger RNA of Frankliniella occidentalis (western flower thrips), 2718 nucleotides long. Its product is annotated as acetylcholine receptor subunit beta-like 2. Bases 157 to 1920 code for a protein of 587 amino acids. Gene Ontology annotation, molecular function: transmembrane signaling receptor activity; acetylcholine-gated monoatomic cation-selective channel activity. Gene Ontology annotation, biological process: regulation of membrane potential; monoatomic ion transmembrane transport; nervous system process. The record is from RefSeq and is a predicted model, not a curated record. Gene Ontology annotation, cellular component: neuron projection; postsynaptic membrane; synapse. The transcript is spliced from 13 exons. Lineage: Eukaryota; Metazoa; Arthropoda; Insecta; Thysanoptera; Thripidae.